Molecule: messenger RNA, 1677 nt
Organism: Penicillium antarcticum
Lineage: Eukaryota; Fungi; Ascomycota; Eurotiomycetes; Eurotiales; Aspergillaceae
Product: glycosyltransferase family 2 protein
Exons: 3
Coding region: 1-1677 (558 amino acids)
Source: RefSeq, a predicted model, not a curated record
AUGCUGGUAUUUGCUUUCUCCGAUCUCGUCAAAUCGUCCCUAUGGAAGAGUAUCUUUCCCCCGUCCACCAAGCCUCCCUCAGAAGGACCGUGGAGUGGUCUGAAUAUGGCGCAAAUCUUUUUUGUUGUCUACAUUGUGUUUAUCCAUACCCAGAUGUUUGCGUUCACCAUUCGUCUUGGAGUUUCGCUCUUCAACAUCACCAAGCAGACCCGACGGGCCAUCAACAGACGUGCAUUUGAGAAUGAUCCGGAUUCUCCAUUCGUAGCGGACUCUGGAAAUUUUUUUGAUCAGUCUUUGUCCAAAAACCUCAAUGCAACCGAGAUCGAGGUCGGCACACCAGAGCUGAUCAACGCGAUCAUUCUUCCCAACUACUGCGAAGAUCUUCACACGCUCGAGACAACAUUGAAAGUAUUAGCCAGUCACCCUAGGGCAAUGUCGCAAUAUGAUAUCUACCUCGCAAUGGAGCAAAAAGAGAAUGUCGCAAUGGAAAAAGCUGCUCAACUUAUCUCAUCGUUCGAAAAGUCCUUCUUGAACAUCCAAGCCACCUUCCAUCCUUCUGGUAUACAAGGGGAGAUUGCAGGAAAGAGCUCGAAUGUGUCAUUUGCUGCACGAAGGAUCAUCGAGGUCUACCGCACAGCUCUGCAGCUGGAGUCAUGCAAUGUCAUGGUCACUGUUAUGGAUGCUGAUACCCACCUAUCCCGCGACUACUUCACCGAAAUUCGCCGACUACAUUACUCUCACAUCACUGAAGCAGACCGCUCAAUCUACUGCUGCCCCAUAAUCUUCGACCGCAACUCGCACGAAAGCCCAAUCCUCGUCCGAUGCGCAGACCUACUCUGGGGCUUUGCAGGCCUGUCCACAAUGUAUCCAUGCACGGUAAUUGCCAUCCCAACAUCCGUCUACUCCCUCCCACUAUCCCUGGUCGAAAAAGUCGGCGGCUGGGAUAGCGACCCAACAGCAAUCGGCGAAGACCUCCACAUGCUCCUGAAAUGCUACUUCGAAACUGCCGGCAAUUUGAUCUCUCGUGUGGUCUACAUCCCAGCAAGCCAAUGCAAUGUCUCCAGUGAUGCAGGGAUUGGUUGGCGCCGAACAAUCGACACCUGCAUUGCCCGUUACCGCCAGGCAUUGCGACACAUGUGGGGAGCCCUUGAUUCAGGCUUCGCUGCACGACGGUCCGUUGGAUAUCUACGAUUCCACCAGCGCUGUCUAUUCCUCAGACCUCGACAUUUCGCCUUGCUCCAUCUUCUGUGGGAAGCGCAUUUCAUGCCGUGCCAUCUUACAUUGCUCAUGUUCUUCUCUGUCUUCUACACACUGUGGAACCCCGUCUCAUCUCUCCACCCUACACUAGCAUGGGCAUUCUCAUUUACUAAUACCCUGCGCACGCUGGGAUUUGUCGGCAUGAAUGUCUGCCUAGCACUGUAUGAGCGAUGGCAUGCAGUCUGCUUGGACAGUCGAAUGAAGGAUAUGCGCGAGGCUAACCUGCCCGAUACUGGCUUUUCUCGGCGUGUCUGGUAUCAUCCACAGUGUCUCCUUGAGCGAGUUUGCUUCCCUAUCUCGGGUACUUUGUACGGUGCUGUGCCUACUAUCCAUGCUGUGUUCUCGCACUUCUGGACUGAUCGGUUGGUGUACCGUGUUAGCAAGAAGCCAACUUUCAGUGAGGAAUUGGGGGCUUUUUGA